Messenger RNA from Brugia pahangi, 1215 nucleotides. NCBI's taxonomy places the organism in Eukaryota, Metazoa, Nematoda, Chromadorea, Rhabditida, Onchocercidae. The record is from the annotation of a GenBank genome assembly.
AUGGAAGAUGUAAUUAAAUCAUAUAAUACCAAGAACAAUGAUAAAUCGACAAAUGAAAGCAUAGCUGACAUUGAUAAUGAUGAAAAUCAUGCGAGUAAUUUAAUGAACUGUAUAGUACCAUCGACUAGUGUUAACCAACGGAUGCGUCGUAUUGAAGAAAUUUUAGAUUCAAUACCGUAUUUCUUUGGUAGUAUGCUUGAUGAUAAUAAUUUGCAACGACGCUUACUUGUUGAAUUAGGUGAUUGCCUUUUAAUAUCAUGUCCAAAAUUAAACGAAAAAAUAAAUCCGGAAUCUAAUUGGUACUUGGUUGUAUUAGAAGCAAAUGAAAUUGUUGAAAAAGUUAGGGUAGCAUAUCGUGAUAAAACUUUUAAAAUUUGGAAUGAUAAGAACACUACACUACAUCAGUAUAUCGAAAUGCGAUCUUUGAAAACAAUUGAACGACCGUGGAAUAUUAUUCCAGAACAGUUAACCAAAAAGAUGCCCAAUAUUCUUCAUCAUGCAUAUCCAAUUAAUGAUGUAAUUUUCCCAUUGGGCAAAUUUUUACAAAAAACAUUAAACAUUGAUCAUAAACAUUGGAUACCAGUGAUCGAAAUGAGUGUAAGCAAUUGUAGCAUUGAUGAAUUGAAAUGUUUGAUUGUUGAAGCAAGAAAACGACGACGAUUUGGAUCAAUAAGAAUUUGGCGACUCUGGGGCAUAUGUCACUAUUCGCCUGAAAGUGUGUCAUUAGUUCUUGAAGAUAUUACUUAUGGUUCGCUUGCUGACUUUAUUCGAACAAGUCCUAGACCACAAGAUCAGCAAUGUAAAUUUGCUAUACAAAUAGUAGAUGGCCUUCGAAAUCUUGAAAAAUAUGGUUUUAUACAUUGUCGUUUAUCAAUUGAUGUUUGUUUACUUACUUAUAAUUACAAUGUUAAAAUUGCAAUUUAUGGAUUAACCCCAGGUGAAUUAUAUCCAACGUACGUUGAUGUUGACGAUAUUGAUCAGUGCAGAUGGUUACCGCCCGAAUGUUUACCAAAUUCAGACAUUACACCGAUGCCAUAUAAUACGUCAGGAAUGAUUUAUUCCUACGGGAUCAUACUUUGGUCAAUGUUUCAUGGCGGUGCAUUACCGUUUGAAGAUGAACCUGCGGAAAAUAUUCGAAGUCGUCGAUAUCGUAUACAAAAUCCAUUGUAUAUUGAACCGGAAUUAGUUCCAAAUGAAAUUCGUAAUGUUAGUUAG